AUACAAUACUUAUUUGCUUCUUGAAGAAGAAAAUUAUUAAUGCUGUUAGUCUUCUUCAAGUUAUAACAAAGUAUACUGUAUAGACCGCACAGUACGCUACGGUACAUUGUUAGCUUGAAUUAGAAAGAUGCACUUCGGUCCUACAAACGCGUUCGGAACAGUAUAUCAGAAAGAGGCUGUACAUGCGACGCCAUAUGUGUUGAUCCGACUGCUGAUGUUGAAAAGGAUUUAAUAUUAUUUCGGUGAAGAAUUUUAUCAGAGGAAGCUACAUGUACAUGAAGAUGAUGAAUAUCCUGAAGUGACAUUUUUUUGUGAAAUUUUUUAUCUUUUAAUAUCAAUUCAUGUCUCAUAGAUAUAUAAAGAAAAGAAAAUCACAGGUAACUUAUAUUGUUCAUAAAGAUGGAAAGAGUAGGAAGGUGACAAAAUCGUUUAAACGUGAAUCUCCUGGUAUUUCAACUGAUACUGACCAGAGAGGUGAAACAACAGCAAAUGAUGAUGUUAUUUUUGAUGGUGUCCAAAUACAAGUACCUGAGGAGAAUGUCAGAAGUUUGGCUGCAUUAGAAGAAGCACCUUCAUGUGACCAAAAAAAAUAUGAGAAGGCAAAGUACAAGAGACUGGAAAAUUGGGCAGAAGUGAGCAAGAAGCUGUACCAGAAAGGACUGCAAAAGCAAUAUUUAACUGGCUCUACCUGCAAUCAGUGUAACAUUGAUACAACUGACCUUUACAGAUGUAUUGAUUGCAUAAAUUACCAUGCUACCUGUCUACCGUGCUUGGAAAAACGUCAUGAAUUCCCUCAUCUUCAUAUUUUUGAGAAGUGGAUGCAUGGUACAUUUAUUGGAUUUUCAUGUCCAACUCCUGUUUGGGAAGAUGGUAGUCAUCAGGAGUGUUCAACAUCUUACCAGAAAGACAUAGUUGUUGUUGAUGACAAAGGUAGACAGCACAUGAGGACAAUAGAGUUCUGUGCCUGUGAAGAAGAGGCUGUAACAUUGUUGCAAUAUGAUUUGUGGCCAUCUUCACCAAAGCAUCCACGUCUUGCUUUCCACAUUGAUCUUUUGAGAUGGCUGAACGGUCUCUUACUUGAGUGCCAGGUUUCAGCCAAAGGCUUCUGUGAAGCACUGAAGGCUAGACAACCUAAGCUUUGUAAAUUCCUUGUGACUAAGGAAGGAAAGGAAAUAUAUAAACUGCUGAUAAAUGAAACCAUACAUCAAUUUCGGCAGUUUUUGUAUUGUAUGGAUUAUCCAACCGAUGCAGACCUAGAUAAUGGAUGUUCCUGUCCAGCAUGCUUUCAGUGUGAGACAAAGAUCUUUUGUUUUGAUGCUGACUUUCAAUUGGUCAGAAAGACAUCCUCUGGUCAGCAAUGGUUGUCCCCUAAGCACCAAGAACGUUUUUUUUUAGAUCAGAAAGAGGUGGACAGCUUUAUGUGUACAUAUAACAACUCACCUGUUGAUAAUGACUGCAGCGAUUUUCAAGCUGGAAGCAACAUCAGAUCAAAGGCAAAGAAUAAAAAGCUAUCAGAGACAGCUGUGUUUGGAGCCACUUGUAGACAUGAUUAUCCACAGAAGUUCUUUAGUCUAAAACACGGAGAACGACUUGGAUAUGCAGUGUAUCUGAUCAAAUUGCUUCUCAAUGAGAACAAUGAACAGAAGAUGCAUGUCUCCUAUGAUAUAGCUUGCCUAUUGAAGAAGCAUUUGCAGAAAAAUGGUCAUGAAGAUAUUCUGAAGAAAGUAUCAUUUUCCAUACCAAUAUUCCACUGCUAUGGGCAUGGUGUUCCAUGUCAGAUUUUGUAUGGACCUAGAAGAACUAAAAAUCUUGGGUUGACAGAUGGAGAAGGGAUAGAGAGGCUUUGGUCAUAUCUUGGCAAGUUUUCAUCAAUAACUAAAGAGAUGUCACCAGAAAACCGAACCGAUUUGUUGACAGAUGGCUUGAUUUAUUAUGGACAGAAGAUUAAAGACAAGUUAGGUGACACUCUUGUAUCAAAGUAUAAAAGAGCAUCAAAAUUAGAGGAGAACAGUAACACUUCAUUGCUAGAAAUGUUAUCUUCAUUUCCAGAUGGUGAAGCUGAUAUGGACAUAAUUGAGGAAUGGGUGAAUGAAGAAAAGACAGCUAUCUUGUCCAGAAUGCAGAACAGUUCAAAUGAAUCUGAAUAUAUUCUUAGCAAGACAGAUAUUUAUGCUUUGGAUCUGCAGAAAUAUUAUAGAAUAAGAUAUGAUGGAAAUAUCACUGGAAAUCAGGAAGAUCUUUCAAGGUUUGAAAAGAAGUUAUGUGCAUAUGAAAAUAAGAACAAGAUGAAAAGAAUGGAUAAAGACUGUGAGACUUUCAUAUCUUGUUUGAUAGCAGCAAAGACCAAGGAGAAAAAGCUAGCACUGACUGCAAUUCGCCAGCAUGUUUCAGAGAAGCAGUAUCUGUUGAAACUAAUAAGGAAAUAUGCAAAGGGGCAAUCAAUUUACCAUCGACUUUCGAAACAGCUUAAGUGUGUCAUCAAAAAAGAGAAGAAGUCAAUAGAUGGAUACAACAAAAUAGGAGAGCCCUGUUUUAACAUGCCUCUGAUUAUUUGCUCUGAUGAUGUUAAUACUGUUGAGAGCGAGAUUUUCAAUUGCCUAGGACAGAAUCAAGGAAGCUCCAGAAUACCAUCAGUAAUGAAACAGGAAAUUGUCCAGUUGAAAUGCCUUGUCACCAGAUGUCAGGAAGAGAAAGAACUCCUAAAACAAGAAAUGUCCUCGACUUUGAAUUGGUACCAAGACCAACUCGUGAAAUUAAGGAGGAAGUUGGGAGAACUUGAUACUUCUGGGAGUUUCUCACUUCUUAUACGAGAAGGAAUGUACUUGGAAAUGUUAAUUACACAUUUAAGUAAUCUUUUCCAAGAAUAUAUUGGAGAUACAUUUACUCCUCUACCUUUAAUUUUAACAGAAAAUGUAAUGUCAGAUGACCAUAAAAAAAUGUCUGAAAUGUUGGCUUACCUGGCAUCUGUUGAAGAUUUAUUAGUAGAUGGAGAUAGUGACAGUGAUAUAGAGAGUGACAGUGAAGAUGAGAGUGACCGUGAGACCGAAUCAGCUUAAAAAGUUCAUUUUAUGUGCUUUACUCUUGGUAAAUGAUAUAUAAUUAUAGGAUUCACCCUGUCUGUUUGUCCACCCAUCUAAAUUUUUUUCCACACAUCUUGUUUUUGCAAAACCUUUAAAAUACCACUUUUAUACAAAUCUUGAUAAGUUCUAAAAUUAAACGACUUUUUCAAACCAGUUGAAGCUAUCAGGGGCCUUAUUCAAACAAUAUAUUGAACAUUAAACUUUUAAUAAAGACAUGUUUAACCCAUCGUAAACACAUCAAACUAAACAUUUCAAAUAACUUUAAUUUGUCUUUAAAAAUUUGAUUCAGAAACUCAAAAUUUUAAACGGGUUUUUUGCUGUUUGAUCCAACAUAGCUGAUACGUAAUGUUCAGUAUGUGAAAGUUAUUUAACAUUUUGGAAUAAACUGGAUAUCAAACAAUUAACUCAGAAAAAUGGAAGUUUGUUAGUUAUUUGUCUAUAAAUUAUUGUUUUAAUAAAGAAAAAUAUUUAGAGCUACAGGAUUUGAUAAAAGAUAACUUAUUUUAAAAUAGAGAAUAAGCCUUUUAAGAAUUGAGACAGCUAUUGGAAAAAACGUAAAGAUAGAUCAGAGUGUCUGUUUAAAUUCCUCUCUUGGUAAAGUUGAGGAUGAGCUUCAUAUUUUGUUAGAAUGUCCACUAUAUAAUGUUAAUAGAGAUGUUUUUCAAUAUGUUUUAAACAUUUUUUAUAAUUUUAAAACCUUAAAUAAGUCUUCCAGAUUUUUAUGGAUCUUGUCACGAAAAAGUUUAUCUCUAAUGAAAAGAUGGACUGUUAUAUUGGCUAGUGUUUUGAAUUAAGGAGAUCAGGGCUGAAUAUUGAUACUAGUAAAUACGUUUAUAACAAAUGUAUAUAAUGUAAUUUUAUCAUUUAAUUAAGCAUUCAUAAAUUAUGUGGUUGAUGAUUCUUGAUUGAUUCUUAUACAUGUAUACUAAAUUAACAUGUACACUGUGAUGUUUAUUGCUGUAUUAAUUAUCAAAUAUAUCUAACAAUUGUGAUAGAAUUUUAUACCCGUAAUGGGCCCUGUAAUUUGGCAAAUUAAAAUAUUUUAUUCUA
Messenger RNA from Mytilus californianus (California mussel), 4130 nucleotides. RefSeq lists its product as uncharacterized. NCBI's taxonomy places the organism in Eukaryota, Metazoa, Mollusca, Bivalvia, Mytilida, Mytilidae. Bases 342 to 3056 code for a protein of 904 amino acids. The transcript has 17 exons. The record is from RefSeq and is a predicted model, not a curated record.